AUGAACAAGGAGCUGGCAUCUGGCCCACAGCUGGCUCUGAGUGAGAAUGAAAGCCACGUGGGGCAGCUGGGCGGGAACUUGGGGAAGGAGGGUCAGAAAGGCAGCCAAAAUGUUAACACUGCUCUCUUUCUUUCCCUCCCAGGCCUGGCGCUCCUGCUGCCCCCUGCCGCUCUGGCCACCUUGGCAGAAAGCUGGCUCCGAGAGGACUGCCCAGGCCUCAACCACAUGGCCUUGGUCACGGGGGCAGCCCCCUCACAGGCGGUGCUGUGGGCCAAGUCCCCCGGGGUGCUGGCUGGGAGGCCCUUCCUUGAUGCCAUCUUUGCCCAAGUCAACUGCCAGGUCCUGGUUCCCUCGUCCUGGUUCCUCCCCGAGGGAUCAAGGCUGGUGCCUGUGGCCAAGGUGGCCGAGGUCCGGGGCCCUGCCCACUGCCUGCUUCUGGGGGAGCGGGUGGCCCUUAAUAUGCUGGCCCGCUGCAGUGGGGUUGCCAGUGCUGCCGCUGCUGCUGUGGAGACCGCCAGGGGGACUGGCUGGGCCGGGCACGUGGCAGGCACGAGGAAGACGACGCCAGGCUUCCGGCUGGUGGAGAAGUAUGGGCUCCUAGUGGGCGGGGCCGCCUCCCACCGCUACGACUUGGGAGGGCUGGUGAUGGUGAAGGACAACCACGUCAUGGCAGCCGGUGGUGUGGAAAAGGCGGUGAGGGGGGCCCGGCAGACCGCCGACUUCUCCCUGAAGGUGGAGGUCGAGUGCAGCAGCCUGCAGGAGGCUGUGGAGGCGGCCGAGGCAGGAGCAGACCUCGUCUUGCUGGACAACUUCAGGCCUGAGGAACUGCACCCCACGGCCGCGGCGCUGAAGGCCCGGUUCCCGAACGUGGGCGUGGAGGCGAGCGGGGGCAUCACGCUGGACAGCCUCCCUCAGUUCUGUGGGCCCCAUAUCGAUGUUAUCUCUUUGGGGAUGCUGACCCAGGCUGCCCCGGCCCUCGAUUUCUCCCUCAAGCUGUUUGCCGAAGGAGCCACUCCAGUGCCCUACGCCCGCCUCUCCUAA
Messenger RNA from Mesoplodon densirostris (Blainville's beaked whale), 1041 nucleotides. RefSeq names its product quinolinate phosphoribosyltransferase (gene QPRT). Lineage: Eukaryota; Metazoa; Chordata; Mammalia; Artiodactyla; Ziphiidae. Gene Ontology annotation, molecular function: nicotinate-nucleotide diphosphorylase (carboxylating) activity. The record is from RefSeq and is a predicted model, not a curated record. Gene Ontology annotation, biological process: quinolinate catabolic process; NAD+ biosynthetic process. Gene Ontology annotation, cellular component: cytoplasm.